Messenger RNA from Microstroma glucosiphilum, 1470 nucleotides. Its product is annotated as PLP-dependent transferase. Lineage: Eukaryota; Fungi; Basidiomycota; Exobasidiomycetes; Microstromatales; Microstromataceae. Gene Ontology annotation, molecular function: transaminase activity; pyridoxal phosphate binding. The transcript has a single exon. Gene Ontology annotation, biological process: biosynthetic process. The record is from RefSeq and is a predicted model, not a curated record. Bases 1 to 1470 code for a protein of 489 amino acids.
AUGCCCUCCACCUCUGCCGCAUCUACCUCCCAGCAGAAGCUGCCAGACUACACUCGCUUCCUCUCGGCCAUCGUAAAGCUGCGUCCAGACUCCCCCAUCCGCGCCUUGUUCCCAGCAGAGGCCAUCCCGGGCAUGCUGUCCCUCCUGGCAGGCAAGCCCAAUGCCAGCACCUUCCCCUUCGAAAGCGUGUCAUUGCAGCUCAAGCCAGCUCCUGGCUCGUCACAAGGGGAGAAGCUAGUCAUCCAGGGAGAAGACCUCAACAGCGCUCUCCAGUACGGAAACACCAGCGGUAUCCCUCGGUUCAACAAGACGCUAGUCGACAUCCAGUCGAGCGUGCACAGGAGGCCAAUCGUCUACAGUACACAGACCAAUGCAGCGGGCGAGGAGAUCAAGGUUCCAGACUGGGCUAUUUCCCUCGGUGUCGGUUCGCAAGAUCUCUUGAGCAAGACUCUGGAAUGUCUGCUUAACCCUGGCGACUCUGUCCUCGUAGAGGACCCAGUAUAUGCCGGAGUGCUACCCUGCAUGGUCAGCCUGCAGGCCAAUGUCGUGCCCGUCGCAUCUGAUGACCAGGGUGUCACGCCUCAGAGGUUGCGCCAGAUCCUCUCUCAAUGGUCGACCGAUCCAGCCACUUCCAGCAAGCCUUUCCCCAAGUGCCUCUACACCACACCCACUGGCGCCAACCCUUCAGGCACGUCAGCCUCGGAAGAGCGCAAGAGACAAAUACUGUCAGUGGUGCGAGAGUUUGAUAUCCUACUUCUGGAGGACGACGCGUACUUCUACCUGAACUUCCAGGGACUGGGAGAGGACGCGGUGACGAGGACAAGACAGAAGAGUUACUUCCACCUCGAUGCCGAGGACACGUCCAAGCACGCCAGCGGAAGGGUUCUGAGGUUCGACAGUUUCUCCAAGAUCCUCUCUGGUGGUAUGCGUUUGGGCUUCAUGACCGCCCACCCCACGUUCAUCUCUGCCGUGGACAAGACGACUUCUUCCUCAAAUCUGCAAACACCCGGUCUGACUCAGGCAGUCGUCCUCUCCAUCCUCGAGCACUGGGGCCUCCACGGUUUCCUGCAGCACUGUGAUCGCGUCGCCACCUUCUACAAGGAGAGGCGGGACGUCUUCGAGGGGACUGCACAGCGCAUCAUCGGCACCAAUGGAGGCAAGCAGACAGCCAUUGCCAAGUGGGUCACACCCACCGCUGGUAUGUUCCUCUGGCUCAAGCUCCGUCUGCCCCCCUCCACCGAGGGAGCCGACGACGAAGGCGACUCGUACCCAGUCAUCUUUGAAAAGGCCAAGAAGGCAGGCGUACUAGCCGUGCCUGGUGUGGCCUUCAUGGCGGGAGGAAAGACGACUUGCUAUGUCCGCACCUCCUUCUCCAUUGUUGACGAGGCCGACUUCGAAGAGGCCUUUAGGAGACUGAGAGGUGUAGUGGAGCAGGCAUGGACCGAAAGGGGACUCUCGCUACCAGCAUGA